This is a messenger RNA of Bactrocera latifrons, 2052 nucleotides long. It is a transcript of the gene trc, whose product is annotated as serine/threonine-protein kinase tricorner. Gene Ontology annotation, biological process: peptidyl-serine phosphorylation; intracellular signal transduction. Gene Ontology annotation, molecular function: protein serine/threonine kinase activity; ATP binding. NCBI's taxonomy places the organism in Eukaryota, Metazoa, Arthropoda, Insecta, Diptera, Tephritidae. The record is from RefSeq and is a predicted model, not a curated record.
UUUUUUUUUUUUUAAUUUUGUUGAAUAAUUCAUUAAAUAAGAUAAAUAAACACAAUUACUUAGCUAUUUUUUUUUAUAUGCUGUCAAACAGCAAAAUAACUUGAAAGACAUUAAAACCAUUUUUUACGGAUCCUCCAACAUCGCAAAAUAUAGGUCUUCUUUAAUUCUCUAAUUAUUUGUAAUGUAAAAAUACUUCCAUUUUACUAAACUAAAGCUGGCCAAAACGAAAACAUUCUUAGUAAUAUUCCCAUUUUUAGUGUCUGUAGUUCAUAUAGAUAAAUGAGUAAAUAAUUCCGCCUGGCAAUGCUUUCGUAUUUCAGUCAAUAUUUUCAUUUUUAUUCCGACCACAAGUAUUUUAUCGGAAAGUCUCUUAUUUCGACGUAUUAAGAAAUUGUAGGAAAAUACACAAACUUUACUAUUUGAUGGUGAUAUUUUUAAAUUGUGGAACAAUGAAAUAAGGUCAAAAAAGUGUAAAUAAUUAGAAAACUGGUUCAACCGCUAGCGUUAUAUCCAAUCUUAGAAGUUCUGUGAAGUAGGUUCUCUUAAACAUUUAAUUUUACAACAUUGAGCUAAUUGUUGUGUGUAUAAAAGAUCCUAUCAUUAUGAGUGCGGACGGUUCUUCCAUACGCUUCAGCGACCACACAUUGGAUAAAGCAACAAAAGCUAAAGUAACAUUGGAAAAUUAUUACAGCAACUUAGUAACUCAAUACGGAGAACGCAAACAACGCCUAGCUAAAUUAGAGGCUCAGCUAAAGGACGAAAGUCUAACGGAAUCUCAAAGACAGGAGAAAAGGUUACAACAUGCCCAAAAAGAAACAGAAUUUUUACGUCUGAAAAGACUGCGGUUAGGAGUUGAGGAUUUCGAAGCAUUGAAAGUUAUUGGAAGAGGAGCGUUUGGGGAAGUGCGACUAGUACAGAAGAAAGACACAGGGCAUGUAUAUGCUAUGAAAGUGCUGCGUAAAGCUGAUAUGCUUGAAAAGGAGCAAGUGGCUCAUGUCCGCGCCGAACGCGAUGUUCUUGUUGAAGCAGACCACCAAUGGGUAGUUAAAAUGUACUACAGUUUUCAGGAUCCCGUGAAUUUGUAUUUAAUUAUGGAGUUCUUACCGGGCGGAGAUAUGAUGACCCUCCUAAUGAAAAAAGAUACUCUUUCAGAAGAAUGCACGCAAUUCUACAUUAGUGAAACAGCAUUAGCAAUUGACUCAAUACAUAAAUUGGGAUUUAUUCAUAGAGAUAUAAAGCCGGAUAAUUUGCUUCUCGAUGCACGUGGACACUUAAAGCUUUCUGAUUUCGGACUGUGUACGGGAUUGAAAAAAUCACAUCGCACCGACUUUUACCGGGACCUUUCACAAGCUAAACCAUCCGAUUUUAUUGGAACAUGCGCCAGUCCAAUGGAUUCAAAAAGGAGAGCAGAAUCAUGGAAACGGAAUCGUAGAGCUUUGGCAUACAGCACUGUUGGUACACCUGACUACAUCGCUCCUGAAGUAUUCUUACAGACUGGUUACGGACCGGCUUGUGACUGGUGGUCGUUAGGAGUAAUAAUGUAUGAAAUGCUAAUGGGUUAUCCACCAUUUUGCUCUGAUAAUCCCCAAGAUACAUAUCGCAAAGUGAUGAACUGGCGGGAAACGUUAAUAUUUCCACCGGAAAUACCAAUAUCCGAGGAAGCAAAAGAUACCAUUGUCAAAUUCUGCUGCGAAGCUGACCGCCGUCUAGGCUCACAGCGUGGUCUUGAUGACUUAAAAUCUGUAUCGUUUUUCAGAGGAGUUGAUUGGGAACAUAUUAGAGAGCGUCCUGCAGCUAUACCUGUUGAUGUGCGCUCUAUCGACGAUACGUCCAAUUUCGACGAAUUCCCUGAUGUUUCACUCGAAAUACCAUCUGCCCCUAUACCUCAAGGCAGCGAAAUAGCCAAGGAUUGGGUGUUCAUUAACUACACAUUUAAGCGCUUUGAAGUACGAAAUUUGGAAUGAAGUUGCUAUUUGAGCACUGCUACGUAGAUAUAAUUUUUUAAAUUUGAUUCAAUGAUUUAAUAUCGAACUUUAAUAUUUGAAAAUUGUA